Myotis brandtii (Brandt's bat) is the source of this 1398-nucleotide messenger RNA. It is a transcript of the gene DUSP14, whose product is annotated as dual specificity phosphatase 14. Gene Ontology annotation, molecular function: MAP kinase tyrosine/serine/threonine phosphatase activity. The transcript has 2 exons. Gene Ontology annotation, cellular component: cytoplasm. The record is from RefSeq and is a predicted model, not a curated record. Gene Ontology annotation, biological process: protein dephosphorylation. NCBI's taxonomy places the organism in Eukaryota, Metazoa, Chordata, Mammalia, Chiroptera, Vespertilionidae. Bases 177 to 773 code for a protein of 198 amino acids.
AUCUAAUUUAUAUCCACUGUGAUCAGCUCUCUCAUAACUUGCCAGAUCCAGACCCAGGAUUCCGAGUAACCAGACCCCGCCCAAGAAGGAGACUAUAAUUUCGGAUUCCCUGGUGGAGGAAAACAAAACGCUCUGGUCUUGCUUCCAAUGAUGCAAGUGUGAUUGUCAGUGUCUUCAUGAGCUCCAGAGGUCACAGCACACUACCACGGACUCUCAUGGCCCCUCGGAUGAUUGCUGAGGGGGACAUAGGAGGCAUCGCUCAAAUCACCUCCUCUCUCUUCCUGGGCAGAGGCAGUGUGGCCUCCAACCGGCAUCUCCUCCAGGCUCGUGGCAUCACUUGCAUUGUUAAUGCUACGAUUGAGAUACCCAAUUUCAACUGGCCCCAAUUUGAAUAUGUUAAAGUGCCUCUGGCUGACAUGCCUCAUGCCCCCAUUGGACUAUACUUUGACACCGUGGCUGACAAGAUCCAUAGUGUGAGCAGGAAGCAUGGGGCCACUUUGGUGCACUGUGCAGCAGGGGUGAGCCGCUCAGCCACUCUCUGCAUUGCUUACCUGAUGAAAUUCCACAGUGUGUGCCUGCUGGAUGCAUACAACUGGGUGAAAGCCCGGAGGCCUGUGAUCAGGCCCAAUGUAGGCUUCUGGAGGCAGCUGAUAGACUACGAGCGCCAACUUUUUGGGAAGUCAACAGUUAAAAUGGUACAGACACCUUAUGGCAUAGUUCCAGACGUUUAUGAGAAAGAGUCCCGACACCUGAUGCCUUACUGGGGGAUUUAAUGCCACCAAAGCCUGCAUCAGCAGCCCCUCAAGCAGUACCAGCAUCAGCUACACAGUGUCUACUCCCCUCUUCACCUUUCUUUUCAAAUGGUUGAUUUUUUGGUUCUCCCUGAAGUGUUCAAGUUUAUUUUAAGAGGUAGGGAGGAGGGGAGGAACAUAAGGGGAAUGCAUACAUUGCUAAUAACAUUUUUAAAACUAACAUUUUGGAAUAGUGUUUAUGAAAAUCUUUAACUAGCUUUUAAUCAUUUUUAAUAAUUUGAACAGUUUAAUAAACUGGUUCUGCUCUAUCUUGAAUCCCAUGCCUUUUGGCAUCAUGACAGGUGCAAGAGAAGCUCAGUGCAAAAAUCACUUUGAGUCCUGUUUAGCUAAUCCUGUAGAGACAAGCUUUGCCUAAGGCUGCUGACCACACAAGUGCUUAGGGAAGAUUGAUACCGGCUUCAGUCUCUACUGGAUUAGCCCUCCUCUUUCCUUCCCUCUUUAUUAUUUAGUAACUUUGUAAGGUAAAAAGAAAACACCUUUAUUAUUUAGCUGUUAAGUAAUUAUAACAAAAUCUGCAAACACCCUCUUGGAAUCAAUGUGUCCCAGACUAUAUUAUUUUUAAUAAACCUGUCUGCUUAACAUAUUA